AAAGUCAAUUGAUAAUGAUGGGGGGUCAUGUAUGUGAUAACAUAUUAGCCUAUAUAUGAAUAGAUGAGGUCUUGGCGGAAUCAGUUUAUGCAAAGUUAUUGGGUUAGGAGGAUUUUUGUGAAAGUGAAAGAAUAGUGAAGCAAAGGGCACAAAAAUGACCUCGGUGCUCCUCCUUUGCACCCUCAUCACCCCAAUCCUCGCCAACGGCUUCUACCACCAAGAAUACAACUACCAAACAUCCUCAUCGAGUUACAAAAACCAUGAACUCCAGCACCACAACGAAGACGAAGGUUUCUAUUCGAAGGAUGGCGACUUGGAGGGGCGGUUCCGCCCCCGUGUCAACGCCCACAGCCAACACAGCGAAUACGUUAACCCGAAAAUGCAACACGGUUAUCGCAUUGGCACUGAUCGCACCUCCUCCUUCGGCCAACUCCACGCCCAAAACCGUUACCGAAUGAACGAACCGUUCGAAGGCGGGGCUUACGGAAUGGUCACUCCUGUGCACGACUACGGAAUUUCGUCAAAUUUGCGCCAAGUAACGGCGAACUUGCAACGCGAAAUGGAGGCGGAGCUACAGCGCGCGGUUUAUGACCACGCCCAACGCGCAAUGGCCUAUGGCGGCAUCACGCAAGCGCAGAUUGACACCGAUAGGCGUGUGCUAGAGGAGGAGCUUCGGCGCAACGUCACAAUGCGACUACAGGAGGCUUUGAAAAUGCAAUACGGUAACCAAGGGAUCAGAGGGGCGUAUUCGUACAGCAUCCAAAAUGGGCGUUUACAACCAACAGCCAAUUACAACAACCAGGAAUUGGCCGAUUUGACCCGACAAUUGGAGGAGGAGCUUAUCCGCCAUCUUGACCAACAAGUCCAGACCUACUACCGGACGGAAGUCCACACCCACACGCAACGAAACACCUAUCGGGUCAAUGGUGGGGAGUAUCCAGGGGCGUUACAGGCCCGCCCACCGGUGUACCACCAGCCCUACCCCCCACCACACCCUAAUCCGGUUCUAGCCAAACCUGACUCAAUCACAACCGUAGCCACCCGAGUCCAAACGGAACUUAACGAAAUCCUAAAUAAGAUUUUAGAAGAUACACAAAAACGCUACUUUGCCGAAAAUUCCUAUCAAAAUCCUUCGAUUAAUUACGACGCCAUUUUGGCACACCUCCAGGACGAACUUCGCGCAAACAUAACCUUCCAUUUCGAUGAUCAAAUCAAGCGUGCGUAUGGUUACUCAAACUAUGCGUCAAAAUACAGCGUUGAGGACAUUGAGAAUUUGAGGAGGCAAAUCGAGGCCAACUUGAUCACCAAACUUAAUCGUGAUUUUAACCGACAGAGAGAGCGCUUUUUCAACGCCCAUCAACCAAUGUAUCAACCAAUCCCAGCCAAUCAUGUCUACUACCCCGUCAAUCAAGUGCAUCAAGUCGACGUUGCAAAUUUACAAAGACAAAUGCAAGAGCAACUAUCAAGGCAAUUACAGGAGGCGUUGAUGCGUCAAUCGUACUCACAGGCGAUGUAUUCUGGACAUUCUGGUUUUAAUUCGCAAGCUCAUUACCAGAGGGCGCUCGAACAACUCUCAGCUGAGCUUAAUCGAAAUCUGACACGACAAAUGGAACAAUUGAAUGCGCAACAGUACCAGAUUGGUGUACAUGAUGCACAGCUUGCUACGAUGAGGAAUCAAUUGCAACAUGAUUUGAUGAGGCAGUUGCAACAAGGGUUGCAACAGUCCUACAGUCAGUACAGCUCGUGGAGUAGUUCGUCGAGGAGUAGUUCAAAUAGUCAUAAUUAUAGGCCAGUUAGAGGGUUUGAUGCCAAUUUGUAUAGGCAAUAUGGCACCUCCAGUGAUUUGGUGGGGGAAGAUUGUAUGAUGGGGGAUGAUCCGGGGGUUAAACGGACAAGGAGGGGAGCUUUGACACAGGAAAAUGACGAUUUGACACAACAGACCGAAGAUUUGACACAGCAAAGUCAAGAAAUUGCGCAGGAUGAAGGACAAACCGAAGAUCUGACACAACAGACUGAAGAUUUGACACAGCAAAGUCAAGAUAUGACACAACAGACAGAAGAUUUGACACAGCAAAGUCAAGAUAUGACACAACAGACUGAAGAUUUGACACAGCAAGUCCAAAGUGAAGACAGUUCGGGCAAACCGAUUAGAUCAAAAGACGUUUUUUGGCCUUUAAGUCAGGAUUUGACACAACAAAGUCAGGAUUUGACACAACAAAGUCAGGAUUUGACACAACAGAGUCAAGAUUUGACACAGCAAGUUCAAACACAAAACGAUUUAGAAAAACCGCAAAGAGCAGAAGACGUUUUUGAGUCUCAAAGUCAGGAUUUGACACAACAGACUCAAGAUUUAACACAACCUGGCAAACCUAAAUAUCAAGUGCAAAUAGGCCCAGCUGUUUCCCAAGAACCUACACCUCAUUAUCACGCUGAAUAUUUUCGCCCAAGUCAAGAUUUGACACAGCAAAGUCAAGAUUUGACACAACCUAAGUAUCACAGUCAAAUAGGUCCAGCUGUUUCUCAAGAACCUACACCUCAUUAUCACGCUGAAUAUUAUCGCCCAAGUCAAUAUUUGACACAACAAAGUCAGGAUUUGACACAACAAACUCAAGAUCUGACACAACCUGGCAAACCUAGGUAUUAUAAUCAAUUAGGACCAGCUGUUUCGCAAGAACCUACACCUCAUUAUCACGCUGAAUAUUUUCGCCCAAGUCAAGAUUUGACACAGCAAAGUCAAGAUUUGACACAACCUGGCAAACCUAUGUAUCAAAGUCAAAUGGGUCCUGCUGUUUCACAAGAACCUACACCUGAUUAUCACGCUGAAUAUUAUCGCCCAAGUCAAUAUUUGACACAACAAAAUCAGGAUUUGACACAACAAACUCAAGAUUUGACACAACCUGGUAAACCCAGGUAUAUAAGUCAAAACGGUCCGAGUGUUUCACAAGAACCAAUAACUCGUUAUUAUUCCAAGUAUAACCCUGUAGCUAUAGAUCCAGUGCCUCAAUAUCAAGACUAUAUGCGUCCAAGUCAAGAUUUGACACAACCGAAGCCUUACAGUCAAACUGGUCCAGGUGUAUAUCAAAAACGAGGUCCAAUUGUCUAUCACCAACUUGACAAUGUGGCACCAAGUCAAGAUUUAACACAGCAAAGUCAAGAUUUGACACAACCAAAAUCUUAUAGUCAAAUUGGUCCAGCUGUUUAUCGUAAACCAUCGCCAACUGUGUAUCAGGAAGCUGAAUAUGACCCCACAAACCAAGAUUUGACACAACACAGUCAAUCGAUGAUUGGACCACCUGUUGAAUCCCCCACUCCGAAGCCCAUUUAUGCCGAAAAUAUUAGACUACAUAGUCAAGAUUUGACUCAACCUAUCGAUCAACAAAAGCCAACUGAUACAAAUAUGAAAUACGUAGUGUAUGAUCCUACAUUUUAUGAUUCACAUCAAACACCCAAACGUCAAUAUUUGACACAACAAAGUCAAGAUUUGACACAACAAACGCAAGAUAUACAAGCUUCGAAACCGUACCAAUCAAUGCUUGGAUCACCUGUUGAAUCUUACACACCUAAACCCACAUAUGCCGAAAUUCUUAGACAACAUAGUCAAGAUUUGACACAACAAUCGCCUUAUCAACAAAAACCAAACGAUACAAAUAUGAAAUACGUGAUGUAUAAUCCUAUAUAUUAUCAUUCACGUCAAACACCCAAAAAUAAUGAUUUGACACAACAAAGUCAAGAUUUGACACUAAACAAUCAAGGUCAGGUAGAUAUUGGCCCUCCGGACUCUUAUCAGCAGUCACCGGUGGAUACCGAGCCUUUACAAAGUCAAGAUUUGACACAACAAAGUCAAGAUUUGACACAACAAAGUCAAGAUUUGACACAACAGAGUCAAGAUUUGACACAAAACAGUGAACCUUUCAACCAACAACAAAAUGACUACGGAUCAGUCGAUCCUCUAUACACAUCAACAUAUGAUUGGCGCCCUGGAAAACAAAACUUUGGCAACAGUGUUGGACAAAGGGUAAAUUAUUUCGAAAGUCUAAACAAACCAACGUCGCGACCGCCAAAAUUCGAUGAACUGAGAUUUCAGAGUGAAAAUCCAAGUCAAGAUUUGACACAGCAAAGUCAAGAUUUGACACAGCAAAGUCAAGAUUUGACACAGCAAAGUCAAGAUUUGACACAACAAAGUCAAGAUUUGACACAACAAACGCAAAAUCUUAGAAAACCAAUCGUAGGCACGCCAGAUUUGACACAACAAAGUCAAGAUUUGACACAACAAAGUCAAGAUUUGACACAGCAAAGUCAAGAUUUGACAGAGCAAAGUCAAGAUUUGACACAGCAAAGUCAAGAUUUGACACAACAAGACCUCACAACGCCUCCAACAGCCCAAAACUCCCAGAAAAAAUUAUCUCAAGCCCAAGAGGAGUCUCAACGCCUGCUCGACCUCCUCCGAAGACAAUCACAAGAAAAUCAAAAUAUUGGCCCCAUGAACUACUCCCCCAAGCCGGUCUAUGCCGACUAUGGUGGCCAACAAAUCCAGGUCGGUACCACCCGACAAUUGCGCCCCAAUGAAGCCCCCGGAAGAAAACUGGAGCCCCAAACGGCCCAAGUGGACACAAUCCCGGACCAAGAAACACAAACUGUGCGAGAUAUCGAACCGGUGGAGCCCCAAGUGGCCAGCGAAGUGCAACAAGUUGACGAUACUACAGGAAUAACAACGAAAAAGCCCGGCUGGUGGACCCGAUUCAAGAAUAAGAUAGGUUAAGACAAGCGAGUUAAUUUAUUGUAAUUUUGAUCGAUUUUAAUAAAAUGUGGUAAAACUA
Tribolium castaneum (red flour beetle) is the source of this 4817-nucleotide messenger RNA. Its product is annotated as mediator of RNA polymerase II transcription subunit 12. Lineage: Eukaryota; Metazoa; Arthropoda; Insecta; Coleoptera; Tenebrionidae. Gene Ontology annotation, molecular function: actin filament binding; microfilament motor activity. Gene Ontology annotation, cellular component: myosin filament; cytoplasm; myosin II complex. The transcript has 2 exons. The coding region runs from base 155 to 4759 and encodes 1534 amino acids. The record is from RefSeq and is a predicted model, not a curated record.